CGUGUUGCGUAAAUGCUGCCUGGGAGUUCUGUGCUACUUGGAAAAAAUGGCUGCAAUAUUGGAGAACGGAAUCCCUCUCAGCGCGCUUGCACCGAAGUUCUUGCAUACUAAUUCCACUAGUCACACCUGGCCAUUCAGUGCUAUUGCUGAACUUAUAGACAAUGCAUAUGAUCCUGAUGUAGCUGCAAAACACAUAUGGAUUGAUAAAACAGUCAUAAAGGAGAACAUUUGCUUAACAUUUAUGGAUGAUGGAAAUGGGAUGGACCGUGAUACGAUGCACAAAAUGCUGAGCUUUGGGUUCAGUGACAAAGUAGCCGUAAAAGGCCAUGUACCAGUUGGAUUGUAUGGAAAUGGAUUUAAAUCUGGAUCAAUGCGCCUAGGAAAAGAUGCAAUUGUAUUUAGUAAAAAUGGUAAAAGUAUGAGCAUUGGUCUACUCUCUCAGAGCUAUCAUGAAGCAAUUAAAGCAGAGCAUGUGCUUGUGCCACUCAUACCUAACUUUACACCUCAUCAUAUCCUUUUUAUAAAUAAUGCAAAUAUAUUUGAAGAAUCCAAAGCAAGUCUUGAAGCCAUUCUGAAGUAUUCCCUGUUCAACAGUGAAAAGGAGUUAACUGAUGAAUUGAAAGCCAUAGAUAAACGAGGAACAAGAAUUAUAAUUUGGAAUUUAAGAAGAUCUAAAGAUGGAACUGUAGAGUUUGAUUUUAAUACAAACAAAUAUGACAUCAGAAUUCCAGAUGAUGUGCUGAACAAUGAAAAAUACAAAAGACAAGACAGACUGGACCAGGCUGUUCCAGAAAGUGACUAUUCCUUACGGGCUUAUUGCAGCAUACUCUAUCUGAAGCCCAAGAUGCAGAUAAUUUUAAGAGGUCAAAAAGUGAAAACACAGCUGAUAUCUAAGAGCUUAGCAUACAUUGAAAAAGAUGUUUACAAGCCGUCAUUUUUAAAAAAUAAAGUUACUUUUACUUUUGGAUACAACACGAAGAGCAAGGAGCAAUAUGGUAUAAUGAUGUACCAUAAGAAUCGCCUAAUCAAAGCAUAUGAGAGAGUAGGCUGUCAGCUCAAGGCUAACAAUUGUGGUGUUGGAGUAAUAGGCAUUACAGAGUGCAACUUUCUAAAGCCAACUCAUAACAAACAGGAUUUUGACUACACAAAUGAAUACAGGUUAACCAUGCAAGCUUUGGGAAAUAAACUUUGGGAUUAUUGGAAAGAAAUGAAGUAUAAAAGAAAGAAUGAUGAUCCGUUUAGUUCUGUACCUGUAGAGGAUACAGUGAAGCAACCCGAUCAAAAUUGGGCGCAGUGUGAUGAAUGCCUGAAGUGGAGAAAAUUACCAGAUGGUAUAGACACAAGUAAACUUCCUGAUAAUUGGUACUGUCGCAUGAAUCCUGAUACACAGUUUAGGCUUUGUAGUGCACCUGAAGAAAAAGAAGAUGAAGAUGAGGAUCACCCUACUUAUGAAAAGACAUAUAAAAGAGAGGAGAAGAUUAACAAAAUUAAAGUGGAUCACAACAGACAAACAACUAUGUCCUGCCAAAGUGCCACUAGUAGUAAUUUGGUGAUUACUGAUGUCCGGUCAUUAUUUGCUGAGAAAAAUCCAGGACCACGGAUAAAGAGGACAUUACAGACUAAUUUAAGUAGACCAGAUGUGAAGAAGUUAAAACUGAAUGAAGUUCAAAGGGAUUUAAAAGAUGCUGAAGAUCCUGAUAUCUUAAUUGUUGAAACUAAAAGUUCUCCAAGACCAUCAACUAAGGCAGACAUUACAAGUGUAAAAGUAGAGCACAAUGACAGCCUAGAAAAUAGUGAUAUGUGCAUGGAGUACACUGAUGGCACUGUAGAUAAAAGUGCUACCAGCAUGCCACUGCAAGAACAGCAUAAAUCAAUAACGACUCAAACUGAACAAAAACGGGUCUUAUUUAUGAAACCUGAGGCAGGUCCUUAUGAAAUGAAAAAUGCAAAAGAAGAUGAAUGGAAGAAAGAAAAUGGCAUUUUUGAUAGUUUACAGGAACAGGAGAAAAGUAUAGAAACACAGCCUAAGACUGCAUCACAAGAAUUACUCAACUACCAGAAGAAAGUUGCUGAUUUGGAGCAGCAGAUUAUUGAACUUAAAGAAAAGUGUGUAAAGAAGGAACAUAUUAAUCAGUUAGUUCAAACAGACAGUAUCACAGAAUAUAACUCAUUAUUAAAACUAAAUCUGAAUAAUGACCAACCAGGAGAACAUAGACCAUCUUAUGAAAAAAUGUUAAUAGAAAUGGAAAAAUUAAGAGAGAGAUGCAAAGAGCUGGAAACAGUAAAGCAAGAGUGCAGAAAAUGCAGAUUGACAGAAAACAAAAGCUUCAGUUGUAAACUGGAAGACGGCCUUGCCAUACAGCCUGACAACAUCUUUAGAAAGCCUCAUAGCUCUGAUGAAGAGCUGGAAAAAUACAAAGAAGAGCUUGAAGCAGCACAGCAGGAAAAUGCCAGAAUCAGGUCUGAAUGUGAAGUGCUGAGAAAACACGUGGAAAGCAUGACAUCUAGAGGCCUAACAGAUAUGGGAAGUGGCAGCUGCAGUACUGCCCCACCUGAAAUGACAUCUGAAAGUAUGGAAGAAACUAUAGGGAGACUUAAAGCUCUUCGAAUAAACGUUGGGAAGUUACUAGUUACUUAUGUACCAGCACUUGACUUGGAACAAGUUAAUUAUGAAAGUGAUGUUAUUGACGAGAUGUUGGAUCAAAUUUUGGAUCAAGUGACCCUAACUAGUGUGUCGUAAACUUGAUGGAACUUUUUAGUAGAAAGAAAACAAUAUUUUUAUUGCUGACAGAUUUUGUGAUUUUUAUAUUCAUUAGUAAUUUUAACUAUCGGAAAGGGAGACUGUCUUCAUUACCUCAGUUUGCAGAAAUUCUUUGAAAAUGUAAUUGAAUGUAAAUCUGUUUUAAUUGCUUUGUAAAUAACAUGUUUGUUUUUAAUUUUGAAUGUUAAAUGAUUUUUGUUUUUAUACUUAUUCAGGGCUAGUUAAGUAAAUGCUUUGAGGUAUUUAAAGAUUCAUACCAAGGUACUACAUGGUAACCAAGGACAGUUUAUCGUAAGCCUUUUGGUUCAUUGUAGACUUUUAAAGAUGAUUGUUUACAGCAGCAGUGAAGUGCAAAGUUAUAUUCUGCGAAAAACUAGUUCAGUUAAUGGUCAAAGUAAGGAGCAUAACGACACCUAAUUUUGUGAACUUUUAAUAUACCACUUACAUAUUCACAAAUAUAUGAUGAUUUGUUUCAGUUUCAGUAACAGUUUUAUAGGUAACAGUAAGAAGAUCUUACUGUAAUGGUAGUUUGAAACUGCCAAAGAAAAGCCAUUUUUAUGAUAUAUUUUUAAUUUUGUUGUGAACAGGUAUAUGCUCUUUUUUAAUAUCAUUGUAUUUUUUAAUCUACACAGAUUACUGCAGAGCUGAGAAUUUUUAAACAGAUUUUUAAAAUUCCUGUAUGAUUUAGAUACUGUAGUGGAAAAAAUGUAAUGUCAACUUUUGUUUUCAAAUUAGCAUUUUAAGACUAUGCUGUUAAAGUACACACAUUGCUGAUUUUAUGGAUUUCUGUAACAAUCUAGCAGUGGAAAUUAAAUCAAUAUUUAAGUAUUUUG
Messenger RNA from Erpetoichthys calabaricus (reedfish), 3594 nucleotides. It is a transcript of the gene morc3a, whose product is annotated as MORC family CW-type zinc finger 3a. Gene Ontology annotation, cellular component: PML body; nucleus. The transcript has 17 exons. NCBI's taxonomy places the organism in Eukaryota, Metazoa, Chordata, Cladistia, Polypteriformes, Polypteridae. The coding region runs from base 47 to 2740 and encodes 897 amino acids. The record is from RefSeq and is a predicted model, not a curated record. Gene Ontology annotation, molecular function: zinc ion binding; ATP hydrolysis activity.